GCACCUCGAAAUACACAAAACCUUGUUAUAAUCUCACAGCACUACAAAGCUCUUUCGAUUUUUUCUGCUAAAUGGCAAUUUCACCGGAGAAAGAACAUCCAAGAGAGGCAUUUGGAUGGGCAGCAAGAGACAAAUCUGGCCUCCUCUCUCCAUUCAAAUUCUCCAGAAGGGCCACAGGAGAGAAAGAUGUGACCUUCAAAGUGCUAUAUUGUGGGAUCUGCCACUCUGAUCUCCACAUGAUCAAGAAUGAAUGGGGUUCCUCCAUCUAUCCUCUCGUUCCUGGGCAUGAGGUUGUGGGUGUGGUGACAGAAGUGGGUAGCAAAGUAGAAAAUUUCAAAACUGGAGACAGAGUGGGUGUAGGUUGCAUGGUGGGAUCAUGUCAUUCUUGCAGUAGCUGCAAUGAAAAUCUCGAAAACUACUGCCCAAAAAUGAUACUGACUUACGCUGCCAAGUACUACGAUGGAACCACCACAUACGGUGGCUACUCCAACCUUAUGGUGGCAGACGAGCAUUUUGUUGUGCGUAUUCCGGACAACUUGCCUCUUGACGCGGGUGCUCCUCUGUUGUGUGCCGGAAUCACAGUUUAUAGCCCACUGAGGUAUUAUGGGCUUGACAAGCCCGGUAUGCAUGUUGGUGUGGUGGGCCUUGGUGGGCUGGGCCACGUAGCAGUCAAGUUUGCAAAGGCUAUGGGAGUUAAGGUCACAGUGAUCAGCACUUCCCCUAAUAAGAAAAGGGAGGCUAUUGAGGGGCUUGGUGCUGAUGCAUUUUUGGUCAGCCGUGACCAAGACGAAAUGCAGGCGGCCAUGGGAACACUGGAUGGGAUUAUCGAUACAGUGUCUGCAAUGCACCCUUUGCUGCCAUUGAUAGGUCUAUUGAAGUCUCAUGGAAAGCUUGUCAUGGUUGGUGCUCCUGAGAAGCCACUUGAGCUACCUGUUUUUCCCUUGUUAAUGGGGAGGAAGAUUUUGGGAGGUAGUUUGAUUGGUGGAAUGAAGGAAACGCAAGAAAUGAUCGAUUUUGCAGCAAAACACAAUAUAACUUCGGAGAUUGAAGUGAUUCCAGUUGAUUAUGUGAACACUGCCAUGGAACGUCUUCUGAAAGCAGAUGUUAAGUAUCGGUUUGUGAUUGACAUUGCAAAUACAUUGAAGCCCACCCCCUAUUGUCGAUCGCUUAUAAGCAUUGAUGGCAUCCACUUGUAUGGAAAGUACACGGGAAAGUUGUUAAUUGCUGUUGCAUUUAAUGAGCGCAUUCGUGGCUAUGUAACUGACCGCCAUGGCAUGCCUAUUACUACACUUGUCCAAUUGACUCUCUGUCUGAUAAACAAGUACUUUGUUCAUAGGAGGGAUCCUUGCAUAAGAUAUCAUGUUGAUUUGUAUGAUAUAUGUCCAGAAAACUUAAUAGACUGGACGAAAGAACAUGCAAGAGAGGCGUUUGGAUGGGCAGCAAGAGACACAUCUGGCCUCCUCUCUCCUUUCAAAUUCUCCAGAAGGGCCACAGGAGAGAAAGAUGUGACCUUCAAAGUGUUAUAUUGUGGGAUCUGCCACUCUGACCUCCACAUGAUCAAGAACGAAUGGGGAUCCUCUAUCUACCCUCUCGUUCCAGGGCAUGAGGUUGUGGGAGUGGUGACAGAAGUGGGUAGCAAAGUAGAAAAGUUCAAAACUGGAGACAAAGUGGGUGUAGGUUGCAUGGUGGGAUCAUGUCGUUCUUGCAGUAACUGUAAUGAAAAUCUCGAAAGCUACUGUCCAAAAAUUAUACCGACUUACACCAACAAGUACUACAACGGAACCACCACAUACGGUGGCUACUCCGACUUCAUGGUGGCAGAUGAGCAUUUUGUUGUCCGUAUUCCGGACAACUUGCCUCUUAACGCGGGUGCUCCUCUUUUGUGUGCUGGAAUCACAGUUUAUAGCCCACUGAGAUAUUAUGGGCUUGACAAGCCCGGUAUGCAUGUGGGUGUGGUGGGUCUUGGUGGGCUGGGUCAUGUAGCGGUCAAGUUUGCAAAGGCUAUGGGGGUUAAGGUCACAGUGAUCAGCACCUCCCCUAACAAGAAAAAGGAGGCUAUUGAGGGUCUUGGAGCUGAUGCAUUUUUGGUCAGCCGUGACCAAGACGAAAUGCAGGUUGCCAUGGGAACACUGGAUGGGAUUAUUGAUACAGUGUCUGCAAUGCACCCUUUGCUGCCAUUGAUAGGUCUAUUGAAGUAUCAUGGAAAACUUGUCAUGGUUGGUGUUCCUGAGGAGCCACUUGAGCUACCUGUUUUUCCCUUGUUAAUGGGGAGGAAGAUGUUGGGAGGUAGUAUGAUUGGUGGAAUGAAAGAAACGCAAGAAAUGAUUGAUUUUGCAGCAAAACACAAAAUAACUCCGGAUAUUGAAGUGAUUCCAAUCGAUUAUGUGAACGCUGCCAUGGAACGUCUUCUGAAAGCAGAUGUUAAGUAUCGGUUUGUGAUUGACAUUGCAAACACAUUGAAGCUGACUGCUUAA
This is a messenger RNA of Tripterygium wilfordii, 2474 nucleotides long. RefSeq lists its product as uncharacterized. The record is from RefSeq and is a predicted model, not a curated record. Gene Ontology annotation, biological process: lignin biosynthetic process. The transcript has 13 exons. Gene Ontology annotation, molecular function: zinc ion binding; cinnamyl-alcohol dehydrogenase activity. NCBI's taxonomy places the organism in Eukaryota, Viridiplantae, Streptophyta, Magnoliopsida, Celastrales, Celastraceae. The coding region runs from base 72 to 2474 and encodes 800 amino acids.